Molecule: messenger RNA, 2048 nt
Organism: Silurus meridionalis
Lineage: Eukaryota; Metazoa; Chordata; Actinopteri; Siluriformes; Siluridae
Gene: cyp26a1
Product: cytochrome P450 26A1
Exons: 7
Coding region: 153-1628 (491 amino acids)
Biological process (GO): sterol metabolic process
Molecular function (GO): oxidoreductase activity, acting on paired donors, with incorporation or reduction of molecular oxygen; heme binding; monooxygenase activity
Source: RefSeq, a predicted model, not a curated record
GAACUUUGUGUGAACUAAUUUAUCUGACCCAAGUUAACGAGGAGGCCGAGACAGGAGGGGAAUGUGUAUAAAAGGGUGCAUGGAAACCAGAAAGAGAGACACAACCAGAGAAUCAGUUAUAAGAGAAGAACUUUGAAUCAGCUCCUAGGGUCAUGGGUUUGUACACUUUGUUGGUAACCUUGAUGUGCACGGUGCUCCUUCCUGUGCUCCUGCUUCUCGCCGCGGUGAAGCUCUGGCAAGUUUGGGUGAUUCGAGGACUAGAUCCAGGAUCCACGAACCCUCUACCUCCAGGCACCAUGGGACUGCCUUUUAUUGGAGAGACUCUCCAACUCAUCCUCCAGAGAAGAAAGUUCCUGCGUAUGAAGCGCCAAAAAUACGGCUUUAUCUACAAAACGCACCUCUUUGGAAACCCCACGGUUCGCGUCAUGGGCGCUGAGAACGUGCGCCAGAUCCUACUCGGGGAGCACAAGCUGGUCGCGGUGCAAUGGCCCGCUUCGGUGAGGACCAUCCUGGGAUCAGACACGCUCUCCAACGUACACGGGAGUCUGCACCGAAACAAGAAAAAGGCGAUCCUAAAGGCUUUCUCUCGGGAUGCUCUCGAGCACUACAUCCCGGUGAUCCAGGAGGAGGUGCGCUGCGCAGUCACCGACUGGAUGGAGCGCGAUGCGCCCGUGCUCGUGUACCCGGAAUUGAAGCGCCUCAUGUUCCGCAUCGCCAUGAGGAUCCUCCUGGGUUUCGAUCCCGAGCAGAUCAAGAGGGACGAGCAAGAGCUUGUUGAAGCGUUUGAAGAAAUGAUUAAAAACCUCUUCUCCCUUCCAAUCGAUGUCCCAUUCAGCGGCUUGUAUCGGGGUCUUAAAGCACGGAAUUUCAUCCACGCCAAAAUCGAGGAGAACAUCAAGAAGAAAAUCCAAGAUGGUGACAACGAGAACGAGCCCAAGUACAAGGAUGCUCUCCAGCAGCUUAUUGAGAACAGCAGGAGAAGCGAUGAGCCCCUGAGCAUGCAGGCGAUGAAGGAGGCAGCAACCGAACUUCUCUUCGGCGGUCACGAGACCACCGCUAGUACGGCGACGUCUCUGGUGAUGUUCUUGGGACUGAAUCCAGAGGUGAUUCAGAGGAUCCGAGAGGAGCUCGAAGAGAAGGAGUUUUCAAGCAUGUAUUUGCCAGAAAGAGCUGUUAACAUGAAGCUGCUGGAACAUCUCAAGUACACCGGCUGUGUCAUUAAGGAAACCCUCCGAAUUAACCCACCCGUGCCUGGGGGAUUCCGUGUUGCACUUAAAACGUUUGAACUCAAUGGCUACCAGAUUCCCAAAGGCUGGAAUGUCAUUUACAGCAUUUGCGAUACCCACGAUGUUGCAGAUAUCUUCCCGCACAAAGAGGAAUUCCAGCCUGAGAGAUUCAUGGCUAAAGGCUUGGAAGACAGUUCCAGGUUUAACUACAUCCCCUUCGGAGGAGGAGCCAGGAUGUGUGUGGGAAAGGAGUUUGCCAAAAUGCUGCUCAAGAUCUUUUUAGUUGAGCUAACACAGCACUGCAACUGGACACUUUUAAAUGGACCGCCGACAAUGAAAACGGGCCCGACUGUAUACCCUGUGGACAAUCUUCCCACAAAGUUUUGCCGUUAUAUCCGUUAAAAUCCACAUUAAAUCAGGCACAGACUGUUGGCAAGGGAAUUGUACAGAUGCCUGCGUGUGUGUGUGUGUGUGUGUGUGUGUGUGUGUGUGUGUGUGUGUGUGUGUGUGUGUGUGUGUGUGUGUGUGUGUGUGUGUGUGUGUGUGUGUGUGGUUUAAAACUUUGCUGAUGAACUGUAACGUAUGAGGUUUUAUAUCAAAUCUGUAUAGAAUUCCAUUGUUUAACUAAGGGCACUACUCUUUUUAUCAAUCACUGUAUUUCUUUGAGGUAUAUAAUGUAUAUUUGUAAUGUAGUUUUAUAUAUAUGGAAAAAAAAAUAUAUAUAUAUAUGCGUAUAGUGUGUUCUACUGAAUGCAACUUAAUUUAAAUUGACAGUUUGUUGUAUGUUUUUUAUUUAAUAAAACUGACAUUAUUGGGGAAAAA